This is a messenger RNA of Coregonus sp. 'balchen', 7549 nucleotides long. The record is from the annotation of a GenBank genome assembly. Lineage: Eukaryota; Metazoa; Chordata; Actinopteri; Salmoniformes; Salmonidae.
AUGAAUAAUGGCACGAUGAAAGAUGGGCCCCGGGAGCCUACUAUCCCGGUGAUUAUGUUCAUAUUAGGAGUGGUGGGGAAUGUCAUCGCCAUCGUGGUGCUCCGAAAGUCUCGGAAAGAACAGAAGGAGACCACCUUCUACACGCUGGUGUGUGGGCUUGCGGUGACCGACCUUUUGGGCACGCUGCUGGCCAGCCCCGUCACAAUCGCCACCCGUGUGCAAGGGAAGUGGCCGGGAGGAGAGUCACUGUGUCAGUACUCCGGCUUCAUCCUUCUCUUCUUCUUUCUGGUCGGCCUCAGCAUCAUCUGUGCCAUGUCCAUAGAGAGAUACCUGGCUAUAAAUCAUGCAUAUUUCUACAACCAUUACGUGGACCAAAGACUUGCUGCGUUGACGCUUGCGGGAAUCUACAUCUCCAACGUGCUGUUCUGCGCGCUGCCUGCCAUGGGACUCGGUAAGGUGAAAAAGCAGUUCCCAGAGACCUGGUGCUUCAUCGACUGGCGGACUAACGACUCCACGCACGCCACCUUCUCCUACAUGUAUGCCGGGGUGAGCUCUUUCCUCAUCCUCACCACGGUCAUAUGCAACGUGCUGGUGUGCGGGGCGCUGAUUAUGAUGCACAAGCGGUUCAUCCGCAGGACAUCGCUGGGUACGGACCAGGGAGGUCGCAUAGCGGUCCUCAGGCGCAGACGGAGCUUCCAACGCAUGGCCGGCGCAGAGAUCCAGAUGGUCAUUCUGCUCAUCGCUACCUCCGUGGUGGUUCUCAUCUGCUCCAUACCUUUAGUGGUAAGUGAUUUGACGCCUUGCCGAAUAAUGAUUGCAAUAGUUUGAUUGAUUUGAAGUUGCGCAACAUUUUGGUCUCACGUUUGUAUCUCUCGUUGUGUGUGCGCACUGUGCAGGAAUGGAUAACCUGGUACCGUCCAAUUAAAAGGCACGACAAAAGUAUGGGUUGUCUCGACCCUAAUCAAUGCAAACAUUAAUGCCAAGCACAGUGCGUUCUGGUUGGUGUGGUGUCAUUAUUUGUUGUAACACCUUUAUGCAUCAGCAUACGCAUUCAUAAUUGGAGGGAACAUGCCCAAAAUGAGAUCCUAAAUGCACUCCUAAUCGAAUAAAGGAAUUUGAUAGGCUUAAUGUUAAUUAUUGUGUUAUUAAAAUGUUAUUACUGUUAUUGUUCAGCCGGUUGUCUGCUGAGGUGUUGUUAGGCCUACUGAGACUAUUAACUAUAAUGUCAACUUCUGGCACUCUUGCGUUAAGAAACACUUCCUUAUUUUUAGAAAAAUAAGAACAAAUAAAUAUAAUUGAUCUAUUAAUCUACCUUUUCCAUUUCCAGUUUAGUCAUUUAGCAGACACUCUUAUCCAGAGUGACUUACAGUUAGUGCAUUCAGAUAGCUAGGUGAGACAACCAAAUAUCACAGCAGUAAAUUUUUUCUCAAUAAAGAAGUUAUCAGCAAAGUCAGCGCUUUUUUAGAUGGGCAGGGACUCUGCCUCAGGGGGAAGAUCGUUCCACAAUUAGAUUUUAUGUUGUUGCUUUUAUCUUUAGAUGCCAGUCACCAAAAAUAUAAGGACUAACUAUAAGAAAACAUUAAAGAGAACCCCUUGGGUUAAUAAGAUCUAAUUUUAGAGAAUAGAUAACAGGUAGGCUAUGCAAAUCCUUCAGCCCUCUAUGGGCUGAUUUAGCACAAAGAUAAGGAAGACAGGCUAAUACAUGCUUUCUGUGUGUGUGUGCGUGCGCAUGUGUGCACAGGGGUGUGUAUAUGUGCAGUGUGUGCAUAACCACACCUCUAACCACCUUGAGAAAUGCAAAUGAGGCAAAAAAGUAUACCUGUUGCCCCAUCUGGGCGUAAGUCCUUUUAUGUGGGAAGGGCGUAAGGCAGUGGUGAUAUUCAAACUUUUUUACUGGGGACCCCAUUUUUUUGGGGCCAGAAUUUCUGGGGACCCCACCCCAAAUCAAAUGACAGAACCCACUGGGUAUAUGGUUGAAUCAACAUUGUUUCCACAAAUUACGUUGAACCAAUGUGGAAUAGACAUUGAAUUGACUUCUGUGCGAAGUGGGAACCUUAAUAACCUUCAAUUCAUUGCAUUUUCAUCACUCUUAUCAAAAUUAAGACAACCAAUAAAUACAUUUGCUCAAUAACAUUUUCUUUUUUUUUUCCAAUUACCUUUCUUAAAAAUGUUUUUAUGUUGUCCCAUACAAUCUGUUCUCGUAAUUCUUGGUUCCCAAAAAUGUGGCAGUGCAGUUCCCCGGCUUUGAAUACCACUGCAGGGUGUUAAAUUGGAACUAUCUUCAUCAUGAUACUCAUAGAAAAUAAUAGUACAUAGAGAUUUCGUUUAAAAAAAAAUCUGACAUUGAUUUAUUUAUCAAGAUGAGUCCCCAUGUUGGUCUCAAAGCAACACGAUGGCACUGUCCUAAUGAAAACGGUGCUGAAAUUAUCAUCUAGUUGACCACACACACCUAUAUUGCUUUACAUUUAUUAUAAUGGUUGGAUGACUUGCAACAGGUGUAAAUUGUGAUCACAAAGUCAGACAUAGCUACGACCAACCUUAAGAUCAACUCUUUUUACCAACAAGCUCUCUCAGUCUCACUACAGAAUUAGAUAUUCAUCCACGUUCUCCAAACGUCAAAUGUAGAAGUGUUUUUGUUGGUCCUGCUGCUCUGUGUUGUUCAAUUUCUCCAAACGUCACAUUUCAAACCUCUUAAAUGUAACCAAAUGUAAUCGAAAAUGUAAUCUAGGUCAUCCCCAAAAGUAAUUAUUUAUCAUGAGAGGGCCAUAAACAAUAACUAGUAAUGCUGCAUACUCCAAGAAAGGUUUAAAUCUAAUCUUUCUGGUAAAAAAGUUAUAAAUUGCAGUACAAAUAUGAUAAAUAUGAAAUAUUUUAUAUGAUGUAUUUCCUAUUCAACAAAACUGUAAGAAUAAGGCUUGAAAUUACUUAUAUUUUUUAUAAAUAUAGUAUAAUCAAUUUGUAAAGCAACUAACUAUAAGAUUUAACCUUCCUUAUACAGUAACUGUAAAAUACAUAUUUGUAUAUUUAGUGUUAAGAGAAAAUGUGCAUAUUUUCUAAAGGUCUCUCUUGAUCAAAAUAUCUGCCCCAUCGCUGUGAACGUUUCACAGAGUUCUAGCUUGGCUUCCUGAACUCGUUAGGAACUCACCUUUCAUUUCAUAUUAAUAUUGUCUGUCUAUAACAAACGGAACGUGUUUUUUGUUUAAAAUCUAUCAAUUAUUUUAGAUUACUGGCUAUAAAUUGAUAUCUGAAUGUGCUACAGUGACGAAACCACUCUCUCCUGCAGCGUUACAAUGUAAGGAUUCCAGGCAUAUGCAUUGUUAGUGGCUGUGAUGUAGGGUUCAGCCAGGAGUUGAUGGACAGUUGGAAGAGCAAAUUAAAUGGUAGGAGGGACAUCCCAGUGGUGUCAGAUUUCACAUCCUGCUUUACACAUGCAGAAGAGACAUACUUCUGUGUCCAUGAGAAUCAGGGCUACCACUCAAUGCAAGCCAUUUCGAUCUACGGUGUCCACAUAUUGAUUUAAACACAAAAAAAAAUCGUACCAGAACCACGCAGGUCCCCCAAACAGGGGACAUUACAUCUGUUUCCCACAGACAUUGCGCAUUGCGACAUGGUACUUGAAGGAGAAACGUAGUUGAAUAAUUGGGUACACUGUUUAGAUUGAGCACAUCUAAGCAAAAUCUAUACUUAGUCAUGACGAUAUAAACGGAUGGAUGUGUUCUAGACAGGCAGACCACUUAGAAGUUAAAUCAUGGGGAACAUUUUUAUUUUACCUACACAGCCUUUCACCAAAUUGACAGGAGUUUCAUGAUUUUUUUUUCUGGGUGUGGAUUAUCCCUUUAAGCCUUCUUGAAUGUAAUAGCGCUCACUGUUGCCCCUAGUGGCCAGUUUUGAAGGCAUUUCACGACAUUCUCAGGACAUGGAUAGACGUCCAAUUUCGACAUCAAUCUUGAACGAUCUCCCUGAUUUUGAAGUCCAACUGGUUCAACCGGCCCCAGAUGUCAUCAGUGGAGCCUUCUGUCUGUGUAUACUUGUUAUACAAGGCUUACAGAUAUGGAUUUUAUGAUUUAAAAGCUCUCCCAUGGUGACAAUAUCAACUGGACAUGCAGACAUAGUAAGAGCGAAAACUAGUUAUGUCCAUCCACUUGUGUCUUAUGGGACCUGUCUGUCUGCUGCUCGGCCAGUGCCAAACAUUUCCACUGAGCUCUGUCCUCUGUACAGAGUCCUAUAAGCCAUCCUCUCCCCAUGCACUGCAUGACAGUUACAAGAGGAUACUGUAAGGACAGUGACUAGAGACAGUACAUCCUGCAAGCUCAAAAACAAUCCACAGAGAAAAUGAAAAAAAUUAACUGCAAGGCACUGAAAGGAUCAAUGAUAUAUUGUGUUCUAUAAACCGUCCCCAUGCCACAUUUGAGAGUUAGUUACAUGUAAGGACAUACCCACUAGAGACAGUACAUUUCAUAUGGCAAGCUUCAAAAACACCAGGGGAAACAACUGAAAAGAUGAACAGAGGUCUUAAGGUCUGAACAAGACCCUGUAGUCUAUAAUGAGAUAUGGAGUUCUAUCUGCCAUCCCAAUGCUCUGACUGAGAGCUAAGGACAGAUCCACUAGACAAUUCAUCCUGCAAGCUUCAAAAAUAUGAACUGAAAGGCAGAAAUGAACAUUUGAAGAAGACUGUAGUUCUAUAAUCAGUGUCCCAGAGUUCUCUUUCCUAUUGUAUUUACCGUGAACAACCCCAGGGAGUCACCCAUAUAAUCUUAUUUUAUCGUAUAGUCAUAACUAACCCUGUGCCUGACAGUUAUUUCACUUCACUUACAUUGACAUUGUCUGAGAUAGGUUGUUGAUUGGACCUUUGGGAGAGCCAAUAGCCAGAGACGUUCAUAUGAUUGAUGAUUAACUUGGGGGUGGGGUUGUGUUUUCAUUGGCUCUCUGCCCAGGCUUCUAUGCCACUGUCUGCUGGGCAGAUACUAGUGCUGCUAGCUACAAUGCGCUCUACUGCCCAUCAUAUGCCAACUUAACAACGACAUACCCAAAUAGGUUAGAAGCUUUGCUUUCAUAGCAACCAUGAUAGUUUGUUAUGUACGCAUGUAUAUAUUUUUCUUGUGCAACAAUAACAUGACAAGCAACUGCAGUGAAGGAAACAAGUAUUUGAUCCCCUGCUGAUUUUGUACGUUUGCCCACUGACAAAGAAAUGAUCAGUCUAUAAUUUUAAUGGUAGGUUUAUUUGAACAGUGAGAGACAAAAUAACAACAAAAAAAUCCAGAAAAGCGCAUGUGAAAAAUGUUAUAAAUUGAUUUGCAUUUUAAUGAGGGAAAUAAGUAUUUGACCCCCUCUCAAUCAGAAAGAUUUCUGGCUCCCAGGUGUCUUUUAUACAGGUAAUGAGCUGAGAUUAGGAGCACACUCUUAAAGGGAGUGCUCCUAAUCUCAGUUUGUUACCUGUAUAAAAGACACCUGUCCACAGAAGCAAUCAAUCAAUCAGAUUCCAAACUCUCCACCAUGGCCAAGACCAAAGAGCUCUCAAAGGAUGUCAGGGACAAGAUUGUAGACCUACACAAGGCUGGAAUGGGCUACAAGUGAGAAGGUGACAACAGUUGGUGUGAUAAUUCGCAAAUGGAAGAAACACAAAAUAACUGUCAAUCUCCCUCGGCCUGGGGCUCCAUGCAAGAUCUCACCUCGUGGAGUUGCAAUGAUCAUGAGAACGGUGAGGAAUCAGCCCAGAACUACACGGGAGGAUCUUGUCAAUGACCUCAAGGCAGCUGGGACCAUAGUCACCAAGAAAACAAUUGGUAACACACUACGCCGUGAAGGACUGAAAUCCUGCAGCGCCCGCAAGGUCCCCCUGCUCAAGAAAGCACAUAUACAUGCCCGUCUGAAGUUUGCCAAUGAACAUCUGAAUGAUUCAGAGGAGAACUGGGUGAAAGUGUUGUGGUUAGAUGAGACCAAAAUGGAGCUCUUUGGCAUCAACUCAACUCGCCGUGUUUGGAGGAGGAGGAAUGCUGCCUAUGACCCCAAGAACACCAUCCCCACCGUUAAACAUGGAGGUGGAAACAUUAUGCUUUGGGGGUGUUUUUCUGCUAAGGGGACAGAACAACUUCACCGCAUCAAAGGGACGAUGGACGGGGCCAUGUACCGUCAAAUCUUGGGUGAGAACCUCCUUCCCUCAGCCAGGGCAUUGAAAAUGGGUCGUGGAUGGGUAUUCCAGCAUGACAAUGACCCAAAAUACACGGCCAAGGCAACAAAGGAGUGGCUCAAGAAGAAGCACAUUAAGGUCCUGGAGUGGCCUAGCCAGUCUCCAGACCUUAAUCCCAUAGAAAAUCUGUGGAGGGAGCUGAAGGUUCGAGUUGCCAAACGUCAGCCUCGAAACCUUAAUGACUUGGAGAAGAUCUGCAAAGAGGAGUGGGACAAAAUCCCUCCUGAGAUGUGUGCAAACCUGGUGGCCAACUACAAGAAACGUCUGACCUCUGUGAUUGCCAACAAGGGUUUUGCCACCAAGUACUAAGUCAUGUUUUGCAGAGGGGUCAAAUACUUAUUUCCCUCAUUAAAAUGCAAAUCAAUUUAUAACAUUUUUCACAUGCGCUUUUCUGGAUUUUUUUGUUGUUAUUUUGUCUCUCACUGUUCAAAUAAACCUACCAUUAAAAUUAUAGACUGAUCAUUUCUUUGUCUGUGGGCAAACGUACAAAAUCAGCAGGGGAUCAAAUAAAUGUUUCCCUCACUGUAGGUUUAGGUUAAUGAUAUUCACGGGUACAGAUAUAAGCAGGCUGGAAAGCUACUUCAAUAGGAUUCAAUUAGGAUAGUUCAACAGGAUUCAAUAUGGGAAUCCUAUUGAACACACCUACUGAAGCUUCAAAGGUACACCAUCCUCAUAAAUACACUGAAUAACCAAUAACCCUCCAACCCUGUCCCUCUCCCUUCCUUCUUCCCUCAGCUGCGGGUGUUUGUGAACCAGCUGUCCAUGGUUGCGUUCGACGCCCAUUCAACUCCCCUAGAGAAGAACCCAGAUCUCCACGCCAUCCGCAUUGCCUCCAUCAACCCCAUCCUGGAUCCCUGGAUAUACAUCCUGCUGAGGAAGACUGUCCUGCUGAAGCUGGUGGAGAAGAUCAAGUGUCUGUUCUGCCGCAUGGGCGGCCGGGGGCGGGGCUCAGGGGUCAGGGGUCAAUUCCGCUGCGGAGGUGAAGGUAAUCCGAAUUCGUCCAUCGUGUCCCGGGAUUCGCCGUCGCUGGUGUCACGCGAGCUGAGGGAGGUCAUCAGUACUUCACAGACAUUUCUUUACCUGCCGGAGGGGACCGGGGGGGGGGCUAGAGGGACAGGGGGAGAGGGAAGACCCAGCCCCCCGGCUGUGGAGCGCUCCCUGCUACAGGACCAACAGACACCAGGGGGGAAGGGGAUGCAAAAGGAUUCCAAAAAGGGCACUUUAGGUCCCAGUAUAUCAAUGAGGACAGAUGGGACAGUUGACCCUUCACCUCUGAACAGGGUGCCAUCGGACAGAAAAGACAAGACUCUACAUGUGACGUUUACAGACGAGACACUGAACUUACAGGAGAAAUGCAUCUGA